Effrenium voratum is the source of this 1515-nucleotide messenger RNA. NCBI's taxonomy places the organism in Eukaryota, Dinophyceae, Suessiales, Symbiodiniaceae. The record is from the annotation of a GenBank genome assembly.
AUGAAGCUUGGCCUCCUUCAGGGCCUUGCCCUGGGGGCAGCGAUGAAGAGUCGCGAGAUCCAAGACCUGAAGCAACUUUUAGGCCUGGCGUCUUCUGCACUGCCGCUGGAGCCGCUGGUGCUGUCCCUUGUGGUGCAGAAUGCAACCCCCGAGCUGAAAACUAUCGCGGAGGACAUGCUGAAAGUGGUGGACUCGCAAAUGAAGGCGGAAGUCGAGAAAGGCGUCCAGGCAGCACAGCAGCAGAUUGACAGCAACAUGAAGGCAUUUGAUGACUGCGCGGCUGACGCCCUUGCUGCGGGGGAGAGCCAUUUGAAGACUUUCAAUAGCCAAAGGGACCUUCACCUGGCCUGCCGCAAGGACGAGUCUGCCGCGUGGAGCGUCAGCGAGCUGUGCAAGAAGGAGCUGGAGCCGGGGAGCCGCCUCAAGACCUCGGAGUGCGGAACCGUGACCUCCAUCGAGUCCCAGUCCAGUGCGCUGCCUGGCACUUGCGCAGCCCAGACGAGCGAGAGCUACGAGACCCAGCUGAAGCGCAUGCAGCAGUUCAUCGAGGGCAGCCUCGCUUCCUUCAUGGACCAGAAGGAAAAAUGCUCGAAUGCCACCGCAGCACUAGCGACCAAGCAGAAGGAGUGUGACAACAAGGCGGCUGCACACACUGCGAAGCGAGAGGGAUGCAACCGCGAGCAAGAUACCAUGGACAGUGCCUCUUGCUCACAGCACGCAGCCAUGACGACGGCCUGCAAUGUUUGCUAUGCUGCAGCGAAGGUGGGCUAUGAGAGGAGCCUUGACACGCUAAAAGCGCAGCAGAAUGGUUUUCAGCAGGAGUGGAAUGCGAUCAUGAAGAUCAGGUGCCUGCUGGAAAGCUUUGCAAAGGAGGAUAAAGACAAGAAAAGCCACAUCCACUCCUGCAGCAACACAGAAUACGAUGGUAAUGGAGGGCUCACUUUAAACUUUCCGUCCAUCCCGGCGCAGAACUGUCAGCUUCCUACAGAUACAGCAGCCAGCGCCGGCUACCAGAGCCGUGUACACAAUGUGCUGCCGGCAGAUGCUCCUGCUAAGACUUGUGCGGCAGACUGCUGCUUUGUCUCCACCACCACUACCACAAGCACGACUACCACGACGAGCACGUCUGUAGGGGGCUGGGUGAAGUGUGGCACCACGCCAGUGACCAGGGACACCUUGAAGAAGUGUCCGCAGGGAGCGGGCGCCAAGUGGCGGCUGCAGCAAGUGGGCGGCGAUGUUUGCGCGGAGUCGACGAACUGGGAGUAUCCCAAUGACAACGCGGACAAGAGUCUGGGCUUCUACAUGGAUACUUUCACCAGUUCGGGCUGGAUAGGCCCAAGCACGGCAGGUGACCAGGGGUGUGGCAGCUCGUCCCAAGCAUGGGCCGUUUGCAAUGCAACCCCAUGCCUGUGGCCACCCCAAAUCAACUCCAACGGUGUGAGCUGGAACACCGCAACAAGCUGGUCGGCGUACGCAGCGGGUGGUAGUGAACUUGAUAUAUUUUAUUGGGCGUGA